Mycena indigotica is the source of this 1845-nucleotide messenger RNA. RefSeq names its product Iron permease. Gene Ontology annotation, biological process: transmembrane transport. The coding region runs from base 1 to 1845 and encodes 614 amino acids. Lineage: Eukaryota; Fungi; Basidiomycota; Agaricomycetes; Agaricales; Mycenaceae. The transcript has 7 exons. Gene Ontology annotation, molecular function: transmembrane transporter activity. The record is from RefSeq and is a predicted model, not a curated record.
AUGGCUGCGCAAGCCUCAGCGCACCCCCCGCCCAUGUCGUCCGAGAGCGAAGCCAAGUGGUCGCACGAGUCUCAAUCUCCCUCCGCGUCGCUCGUUCCCGCGCUUCGCCACAAAGUCGACGAUGAUGCUCAAAACGGGGGUGGACAGCCAAUGCAGCGCGACUGGCGCUUUUGGUGCAUCAUCCUCUCCCUUGCGAUAUGUAUGGUCUUGACUGCAAUGGAAUUCAGCUCUGUCGCGACUGCCCUGCCGGUUAUCGCACAAGAGCUGGAAGGCACACAGUACAUCUGGGUCGGGUCUGCUUACAACCUCGGCUCAACAGUGCUCCUCCCGUUUUGCGGAGGGCUUGCUCAGGUGAGCGUGUUCAAUGUUACCUCGAGAUCAUUCGUGGCCAAAGAGAAUAAUCCCAUGCUGAUGGCUGCACGUGUUCUGCAGAUCUUUGGUCGCCGUGCUGUCAUGCUCCUCGGAAUAGCCAUUUUUUCCAUCGGCAGCGCGUUAUGCGGGGCAGCGACGAGCAUGAACUUCCUGAUUGGGGGCCGCACCGUUCAGGGUCUUGGCGCUGGCGCGAUCACAGCAUUGAUCCAGAUUAUCAUCGCAGAUUUAGUGCCACUAAAGGAUCGAGGUGCAUUCAAUGGCAUAAUCGCGCUACUUUCUCAAUUCAGUGCAUUCGCGAUUGGGAGUGGGACUGGACCUGUCGUUGGCGGUGCGCUUGCCCAACACGGUCAAUGGCGCUGGCUCUUCUACCUCAAUCUCCCCAUAUGCGCUGUCGCAGCAAUUCUUGUUGCCGUAUUCUUACGGCUCAAGACUCCAACCGUACCCUUCGGCGAAAAAAUGAGGAGGCUGGACUGGAUCGGCAAUGCCAUUAUUGUCUCUUCGACCACAUCCAUCGUCAUCGCUUUAACUUGGGCAGGCACGCAACAUCCUUGGUCGUCGCCCAAGGUUUUGGUCCCGCUGAUAGUCGGCUUCGCGGGACUCGCUGGUUUUCUGAUAUACGAGGCCAAUGUACCAGAAUAUCCCAUUGUCCCAAUUAGCUUGAUGAAAAGCCGCACCGCGCUUAGCGGAUAUACCCAGAACUUCUUCAAUGGCAUUGUUCUCUCCACCCUUGCUUAUUGGCUGCCGUCGUUCUUCCAGGCUUGCAAGGAUGCAUCACCCAUCGCGGCAGGCGUCGAUAUUUUUGGCGCUUCACAGACUAUUGCGCCGUCCUCGCUCGUCGCUGGCCUUAUAAUCCAGCGUUUUUCGCGGUAUCGCCAGCCGAUGUGGUUCGGCUGGAGCAUUGUCAUCUUGGGUGCCGCUCUCUACGGCCAGAUCAACGAAAACACCUCUCGGGCGACCAACUUUGGGGUCCAAGUCCUCUUAGGCGUGGGCAUUGGCAUCAACUAUGUUGCAGCCUACUUCCCAGUUCUCGCCCCCAUUCCGGUAACCCAAUCCGCACCCGCACUCGCCUUCUUUGUGUUCCUCCGCAACUUCGCGCUCAUCUGGGGCGUGACUAUCGGCGGCACUAUCGUCCAGAACCAAUUGGCUAGCCACCUCCCGCCGGACUUCCUCGCCCGGUUCCCCUCUUCCUCUGGCAGCCACGGCGCAGAGAUUGCAUUCGAGGUUAUCCCGCGGAUUCGCCAUCUGCCCCAGCCGUUGAAGGACCAAGUGCGCGCAGCGUUCGCGCAAGCUUUCCAGGUCGUCUGGAAUACCCUUGCGGGCCUCGGGGGCCUCGGACUCUUGGUGAGCUUCGCGAUGAAGGCGCUGCCACUGCAUACCCAAGUUGACGAGGCGUGGGGUCGGGAGACCGCCAAAUCUGGGGCAGCUGAUGUCGAGGCUGGGAGGGAAGAGCGCAAAGACCCGGUGCACGGGUAA